Messenger RNA from Plasmodium gallinaceum, 2982 nucleotides. RefSeq names its product exosome complex exonuclease RRP44, putative (gene DIS3). The record is from RefSeq and is a predicted model, not a curated record. Gene Ontology annotation, biological process: rRNA catabolic process. Gene Ontology annotation, cellular component: cytoplasmic exosome (RNase complex); nuclear exosome (RNase complex). NCBI's taxonomy places the organism in Eukaryota, Apicomplexa, Aconoidasida, Haemosporida, Plasmodiidae. Bases 1 to 2982 code for a protein of 993 amino acids. Gene Ontology annotation, molecular function: 3'-5'-RNA exonuclease activity; endonuclease activity; RNA binding. The transcript has a single exon.
AUGAAUACAUUUAAAUUUAUAAACAAAAAAAAUGAUCAACGAGUUCAGAAGUAUUUUUAUAAAUGUAACUUAAAUCACAGAAUAACAAAAAUAAUAAGAGAAGUUUAUUUAAGGAAUGAUAUAAGUUGUGGGAUUGAAAAAUGUAAUGUUUGUGAAAAUAAAAAGAAAAAGUUAUUAGAUGGAGAAAGGAAUGUGCUAAUUUUAGAUAUGAAUACAAUAAUAAAAUAUAUGGAUUUUUUAUAUGAUUGCAAUAUUGAUAAUAUAUUAAUACCAAUAACAAUAUAUGAACAUAUUAGAGCUUUUAAUAAAAUCCUAUAUAACAAAUUACAUGAAUUAUGUUAUGAAAUAGAUGAAUCUUCUCCUAACUGUAACAAAAGAUAUACUGUUUUUGUAAAUAAAUUUUGUAAAUUUACAUAUGUAGAUAAUAAAGAUGAAAGUAUAAAACAAAUUCAAGAAAUAAUUAAGAUAGUUAUAUGGUUAAAACAUCAUAAUUCAAAUUUGAAUAUUAUAGUAAUAACUAAUAAUAAGUUUUUAAAAGAGGAUUGCAUGAAAAAUGACAUUUCUUGUUUCACUUUAUUUAAAUAUGUAAGUCAAUUAAAAAAUAGUAAAAAAGAUAAUUAUUUUAAAAUGAAUAUAUUAAAAAUGUAUUUUGAAGAGGAUAUUCUAAAUGAAAAUAAGGAAAAUAUCGAAGAAGAAUAUGUAUAUAUUAAUACUGAUAAUACACUAUCCAAUAAAAAACCUAUAUUUGAUCCUUAUCUGAACAAAACAGAAAUAAUUCAAAAAUUAAGAGAGAAAAAAAUAAUUAAAGGUAUUUUUCAUGUUAUCUGUGUUAAUAAAUUGGCAAUAGUAAAAUAUACAGAUCUUGAUGAAGUUGUUAUAAGAGGAGUUAAAAAUAUGAAUAGGGCAAUACAAAAUGAUAUUGUUGCUGUUGAAGUUAUAGAUAAUACAAAUGAAGAAACAGAAGAAGAAGAUUAUUUUGAAGAGUUAAUUAGCCCUGAAGAAGAAGAAGAAGAAGAAGAACAACAACAAGAAGAAGAGAAAAGUGAACUAUUACUGAAUGGUAAAAAAAAAAAUCAAUCAUAUAAAGAAAAUAAAAAAAAUGAAAGAGAACAAUAUGAAAAAAUUAAUGAAGAAAAAAAAAGUAUGAGAGAAAUAAAUGAUAAAAAAAAACUAUAUGGAAAAGUUGUGGGUAUAAUUAGUAGAAGUAAAAAGGAAUAUGGUGGCAUUGUUAAAGAAUAUUCAAAAGAUAAAAGUAUUCAUAUAAAAAAGUUAAGAUUUUUUAAAGCUUUUAAUAACAAAAUACCAUUUAUAAUAAUAAAAACAAAUUUAACAGAAGAAUUACGAAAUAAAAGAGUAAUUGCCGUAAUAGAUAAAUGGGAUAUUUAUUCAAAGUAUCCAAUAGGAAGAUGCUUAAGUGUUUUGGGUAAUUGUGAUGAUAUUGAAACAGAGACGAAAUUAAUUUAUAAUGAAUAUAACAUUUCGAAUAAAGAAUUUAGUGAAAGUGUAUAUAAAUGUUUACCACCUUCUCAAUGGCAAAUACCUGAAGAAGAAUUUGAGAAAAGGAAAGAUUUUAGAAAUGUGUUAACAUUUAGUAUUGAUCCUCCAGGUUGUCAAGAUAUAGAUGAUGCUUUAUCGCUUGAAAUUUCGGAUGAUAAAAAAUUUAUUAAUAUUGGUAUUCACAUAGCAGAUGUUUCUUACUUUGUUAAACAAAAUAGUCCACUUGAUAUUGAAGCAUCAAAAAGAUGCACAACUGUUUAUUUAAUUAACCAAAGAGUUGAUAUGUUGCCAAAAUUGCUAACAACGAAUUUAUGCUCAUUAGUUGAAAAUCAAGAUAGACUAACUUAUAGUUGUCUUUUUUGCUUUGAUACAAAUUAUAAUAUAGUCGAUGUUACUGUUUCGAAAUGUAUUAUUAAAAGCAAUAAAUCUUUUACAUAUGAAGAAGCACAAAAAAUUAUCGAUGAUAAGAAUGAUAAUAGUAAAAUUGCAGAAGCGUUAAGAUUAUUAAAUGACAUUGCAAAACAUUUAAAAAAACAAUGGCUUGAUCAAGGUGCAUUGGAAUUAAGAGGAAACACAGAAGUAUUGCUUGAAUUUGAAGCAAACGAUUUUUCUAAAACAAAAAAUUUAAAACCAUAUGUAUCUUAUGAGACUAAUAAAUUAAUUGAAGCUUUUAUGUUAUUAGCAAAUAAGUCAGUUGCAAAAAUUAUAUUUCAAAAUUUUAAAGCUGCAAGUAUAUUGAGAAGACACCCUCCACCUAAAAAAGAGUAUUUAAAAGAACUAAGUGAGUAUUUGCAAUCUAUUAAUGUGUAUGACUUCAAAUAUGAUACUUCAAAAGAGUUAUCUCACUCUCUUAAUAAUAUUAAUUUAAAAAACGAUCAGAACUUAUCAAAUAUAUUAAAAGUUUUAGUUACAAAAUGUAUGAAUGAAGCAGUUUUUAUAUCUGGUUAUAACGUUCAUAAUAAUGAAAUGUUAAAACAUUAUGGUUUAGCAGCUGAAAUUUAUACCUUCUUUACUUCUCCUAUUAGAAGAUAUGCUGAUAUAAUGGUCCAUAGGAUUCUAAAUCAUAUAUAUGGUAUUGAACAACUGCAUAAUAAAUAUCUGGAUGUAAUUUACUUAAAUAAGCAAAUAACUUUAUUAAAUGAAAAGCAUAGAAAUGCUAGAUUUGCAUCAAGGGCUUCUGUUGAUUUCUUUUCUUAUUUAUAUAUUAAAAAAAUUGGGAAUCAAAUAACAAAUGCUAUUAUUACGAAUUUAAAGAAGAACGGUAUACAAAUUUUUAUACCAGCAUAUUGUACUGAAGGAAUUUGUUACUUGAAAAAAAAAGAUGGUUUUAUAUUUGAAGAAAAAAAAAAAAGAUUCAAAAAAAUUGAUGAAAAUGAAAAAGAAAUUUUCUAUCUAAAUUUUUAUGAUCGUGUACAAGUUCACAUGCAAGUAGAUAGUUACGAUAUUAAAUGUCAAAACCAGUAUAUUUUUAUUAAAAAGUUGUAA